This is a messenger RNA of Sorex fumeus (smoky shrew), 1063 nucleotides long. RefSeq names its product alpha 1,4-galactosyltransferase (P blood group) (gene A4GALT). The record is from RefSeq and is a predicted model, not a curated record. Bases 2 to 1063 code for a protein of 353 amino acids. NCBI's taxonomy places the organism in Eukaryota, Metazoa, Chordata, Mammalia, Eulipotyphla, Soricidae. Gene Ontology annotation, molecular function: acetylglucosaminyltransferase activity. The transcript has a single exon. Gene Ontology annotation, biological process: protein O-linked glycosylation.
CAUGCCCGGGGUCCCCGAGCGCCUGGUGCGCGCGCUCGGGGGCGCGUCGCGACAGCGCCUCUGCGCGCUGCUCCUCGUCAGCUUCAAGUUCACCUUCGUGGUCUCCCUCCUGCUCUACUGGCACCUGGCGGGGGACCCCCGGGCCGGGGGCCGGAGCCCGCCCGCCGCCGCCGUGCCCUGCCCGCGCCUGGAGCCGGCCCGCGCGCCCCGCGGUGCGCCCUCGCCGCCGGGGAACAUCUUCUUCUUGGAGACGUCGGAGCGCACCGACCCGCCGUCGCUGUUCCUGUGCUCGGUGGAGUCGGCGGCGCGCGCGCACCCGGACUCGCAGGUGCUGGUGCUGAUGAAGGGGCUGCCGCGGGGCAACGCGUCGCGGCCGCGCCACCGGGGGCUGUCGCUGCUCGGCUGCUUCCCCAACGUGCAGCUGCGGCCGCUGGACCUGGACGCGCUGUUCCGGGGCACCCCGCUGGCGCCCUGGUACGCGGCGGUGCAGCGGCGCUGGGAGCCCUACCUGCUGCCCGUGCUGUCGGACGCCUCGCGCAUCGCCCUGCUCUGGAAGUUCGGCGGCGUCUACCUGGACACCGACUUCAUCGUGCUGCGCAGCCUGGGCAACCUGACCAACGCGCUGGGCGCGCAGUCCCGCUACGUGCUCAACGGCGCCUUCCUGGCCUUCGAGCGGCGCCACGAGUUCCUGGCGCUGUGCAUGCGCGACUUCGUGGCCCACUACAACGGCUGGGUGUGGGGCCACCAGGGCCCGCAGCUGCUCACGCGCGUCUUCAAGCAGUGGUGCGCCAUCCGCAGCCUGCGCGAGCGCCGCGCCUGCCGCGGGGUCACCGCGCUGCCCUGCGAGGCCUUCUACCCGGUGCCCUGGCAGAGCUGGCAGCGCUACUUCGAGGACGUGCGGCCCGAGGAGCUGCAGCAGCUGACGCGCGCCACCUACGCCGUGCACGUGUGGAACAAGAAGAGCCACGGCCGCCGGCUGGACGCCACGUCCCCGGCGCUGCUGGCGCAGCUGCACGCGCGCUACUGCCCCACCACGCACCAGGCCAUGAAGAUGUACCUGUGA